GAGCCCGAGGCGCUCCUGGCGUGGGCAAAUGGCGCACGGCUGAACGUGUGGACGCGGCAGGCGGCCGCUGCGCCGUGCGGCGAGCUUCUCACGCAGGGCGGACCGCGCACGAAGUGGGAACAGCGCAGUGACAGCUCCCAGGAUACGUACGGGCCUCGCCAGGUCACCGACAUCUUCAGCCAGCUGGAUGCCGACGGGGACGGCGCCCUCACGUGGCCCACGCCGCCA
Molecule: messenger RNA, 228 nt
Organism: Prorocentrum cordatum
Lineage: Eukaryota; Dinophyceae; Prorocentrales; Prorocentraceae
Source: the annotation of a GenBank genome assembly